Molecule: messenger RNA, 1002 nt
Organism: Metschnikowia bicuspidata var. bicuspidata NRRL YB-4993
Lineage: Eukaryota; Fungi; Ascomycota; Pichiomycetes; Serinales; Metschnikowiaceae
Gene: RPC40
Product: DNA-directed RNA polymerase core subunit
Exons: 1
Coding region: 1-1002 (333 amino acids)
Biological process (GO): DNA-templated transcription
Cellular component (GO): RNA polymerase I complex; RNA polymerase III complex
Molecular function (GO): protein dimerization activity; DNA binding
Source: RefSeq, a predicted model, not a curated record
AUGUCCGACAUCGCUGGCAUCGAAUACAACCGCGUCACAAACACCACCGCCACGGAUUUCCCCGGGCACUCGGGCGACGACCAUGCGUGGGACCUCGAGAAGUUCAAGCACAGCUUCGACAUCCGCAUCUCGCAUGCCGCAGAACGGUCGGCCAACUUCGACAUGCUCAAUGUGGACACCUCGAUCGCCAAUGCGUUCCGCAGAAUCAUGCUUGCCGAGGUGCCGUCCGUAGCCGCCGAGACCGUCUACGUGUUCAACAACACGUCGGUGAUCCAGGACGAGGUGCUCGCACACCGAAUCGGACUUAUUCCGUUGAACGUGGACCCGGAAAUGUUGGAGCACAUCGACCCCGGCGUCGACGAGAAGGAGCGGUUCAACGACACCAACACCAUUGUGUUGUCGCUCGACGUCAGCUGCUCGAGAAACCCGCACGCGCCGGAGGGCGCCACGGACCCCAAGGUGCUCUACCGAAACUCCAGUGUGUACGCGCGGGACCUCAAGUUCGAGCCGCAGGGCCGCCAGGCAGACCUCUUCAGGGACAAGCCCGUGGCGCCGUGCGACCCCGACAUCUUGCUUGCCAAGUUGAGGCCCGGCCAGGAGAUCUCCUUGCGAGUGCACUGCAUCUUGGGCUACGGCUUUGACCACGCCAAGUUCUCGCCCGUGUCCACGGCCUCGUACAGAUUGAUGCCCGUGAUCGACAUCCAGGAGCCCAUCGUCGGCGCUCAGGCACAGAGGUUCCAGCAGUGCUUCCCCUCGGGCGUGGUGGGCAUCGACGAAAACGGCGCGGCCUACGUUGCGGACGCCAGGAAGGACACCGUGCUGAGAGAAGUCUUGAGACACGAGGAGUUCAACGGCAAGGUCAAGCUCGGCAGGAGGAAGAACCACUUCAUUUUCAACGUCGAGUCCACGGGCGCCAUGGCCCCCACGGAGAUCUUCCUCAAGUCUGUGAGCGUGUUGAAGCAGAAGGCCGAGUACUUGAGAAACUGUCCCAUCAACCAGUAG